This is a messenger RNA of Botrytis deweyae, 1759 nucleotides long. RefSeq lists its product as uncharacterized. The record is from RefSeq and is a predicted model, not a curated record. Bases 177 to 1724 code for a protein of 515 amino acids. Lineage: Eukaryota; Fungi; Ascomycota; Leotiomycetes; Helotiales; Sclerotiniaceae. Gene Ontology annotation, molecular function: iron ion binding; heme binding; oxidoreductase activity, acting on paired donors, with incorporation or reduction of molecular oxygen. The transcript is spliced from 9 exons.
UUGUUGAGGCUGUUGUCCUCCAUGUGACGGUGACGAUGCUUAAGCAUAGUAUACAGUAUGGUGUGCAGUCAUGUCUUUAUAUCUUCUCCAUUAUCAUCACUCUGCAUUCCCCAAUUCUUCUGCAUUGCCAUGCUCCGACUUUGAUCGUUUGUCAUUGAUUCAAUCCUUCUUUGAAAAUGCUGUCCUCUGAUAUCAGUCGGUUUGACGUGGUAGCUAUUCUUGGAACUUCAAUUCUUAUUUACUGCAUCUUGGGCGUUAUAUAUCGUCUUUACUUCCACCCGCUAUCCAAAUUUCCGGGUCCUAUAUUGCCUGCAGUCACCCUCUGGUCGGAAUUUUAUCAUGAAUGCAUCCAAUCAGGCCAGUACUUCCUCAAGAUUUCACAAUGGCACGAAAAAUAUGGUCCAAUUAUCCGGAUCGGGCCAAAUGAAAUUCAUAUCAAUGAUCCCGAAUACUACAACACCCUAUUCUCUUAUAAUGGCGUGAGAAACAAAGAUCCAUUCUACACAGCACAGUUUAACACGCCAGAUACUGAAUUUGGAGCCGAGGAUCACUAUAUUCAUCGAAUGAGAAGGUCUGCACUCAAUCCAUUCUUCUCAAAAGCUUCGAUUGAUCGCCUUUCCCCUAUGUUAACUUCUAUGGUCGAAAAACUCUCAUCACGCCUCGAAGAGUUCCGUAAUACGAAUCAACCGCUCAUCAUUCGUCUUCCCUUUCAAUGUUACACGGCCGAUAUCGUUACACUUUACGCAACCAACCGUUGUUGGAAUCAUCUCGAUACUCCAGAUUUCAAUCCCUCAUGGGCACAAACCUUUGUUGCUCUAUCUGUUGUAUCAAAAUGGGCCAAAUUUCUUCCAAGUAUUUAUACCUUGAUGGAACAUAUCCCGCACUGGAUACUGAACAGAUUUGCUCCGAGCGUUAUUCUUACGCUUGACUAUCAUAAUAAAAUUCGCACCCAAAUCAGCGAAAUCCUCUCAGGCACCAUCCUCCCAGUCGAUGCCCCUAUCAAUGGCUUCCCACGUACCAUAUUUCAUAAUUUCCUCUCCUCUUCUUUACCGGAAAGCGAAAAGAAGUUCUCUAAUAUGAGUCAGGAGGCUAUCAAUAUCAUUGGGGCGGGCACGGAUACGACGGCUCAUACGUUGAUGAUUUUGAUGUAUUAUCUAGCUAGUGACGCGGUGAGGUGUGAGAAGUUGAGAGAAGAAUUGAGGGGUGUGGGAUUAGGGAGGAGAGAGCAUGAGGGGAUGAAGAAAGUGGAGCUGGGGAUGGUGGAGAGAUUGGUUUAUUUGAAUGCUUGUGCUCUUGAAGGAUUACGUCUUUCCUACGGCGUCACAAGUCGACUAGCUCGCAUCGCACCCAACGAGAACUUACGAUAUGGCAAAUGGGAAAUCCCCGCCGGUACACCCAUCGGCAUGAGCACAAUGCUUCAACACCACAAUGAACACAUCUUCCCUUGCUCCCAUCAAUUUCUCCCCGAACGAUGGAUUUUAGAAAAUGGCAGCAUAAACCACGCUCUUGAAAAAUAUCUUGUUUCUUUCUCGCGCGGCUCAAGAAGUUGUAUUGGCCAGGUUCUCGCCAAAGCGGAAAUCCACCUCGCGCUCGCAGUUGUCAUAUCGCGUUUUGAAAUCCGUCUCUACGAAACGGAUUUCGAGAGAGAUGUUAGGGUGAAGAGGGAUUAUUUUUUGCCCCAGCCGGGAUUGGAUAGUAGGGGGGUGAGGGUUUUGUUGAGUUGAGUUGGGUUUUUGGGGGGAAGUUUUGUUGGGAUGGG